CAAAAUAAAGAAGAGCAUAAUGUCUGCGGCCAGUGCUGCUGAAAAUGAAUUGAACAUUUUACCGGCGAUUUAUGACGUAAUUCGAAGUAUUGAGAAAGAUUCUCAUGAUGUAAACCAGAAAUUAUCUGAUCUCCAGACCCAGCUACAGAAGGCGAAGGAGUGUGUUGACAAAUUACCCGGGAUUCAGCAAAGCAAGGACGAACAGAUCAAACGAAUCCAGAUUCUACGCAAACAGCUGAUGCUCAAGACGGAACUUCUUCAAAAACAUAAAAAUCUCUCCAACUUUGACGUGGGGGAUCAGUGA
This is a messenger RNA of Gigantopelta aegis, 304 nucleotides long. RefSeq names its product mediator of RNA polymerase II transcription subunit 9-like. Lineage: Eukaryota; Metazoa; Mollusca; Gastropoda; Neomphalida; Peltospiridae. The transcript is spliced from 2 exons. The record is from RefSeq and is a predicted model, not a curated record. Gene Ontology annotation, biological process: regulation of transcription by RNA polymerase II. The coding region runs from base 20 to 304 and encodes 94 amino acids. Gene Ontology annotation, cellular component: mediator complex. Gene Ontology annotation, molecular function: transcription coregulator activity.